This is a messenger RNA of Ciona intestinalis (vase tunicate), 1110 nucleotides long. NCBI's taxonomy places the organism in Eukaryota, Metazoa, Chordata, Ascidiacea, Phlebobranchia, Cionidae. The record is from RefSeq.
GUUGCAGCGACUGUUUAUAUUAAACACUUAUAUAUAUAUAUAUAUAUACCUCACCCGCAAUGUUGCUUUUCUGCCCAACAUGUGGCAACUUGUUAACAGUUGAAGAAGGCAACCAAUGCUACAGGUUCGCAUGCCCGACAUGCCCAUACGUGCACAAUAUCACACAGAAAAUCAGCAGCAAAAAGUUUCCAAAGCUCAAAGCAGUUGACGACGUGUUAGGGGGUUCAGCUGCGUGGGAAAACGUGGAUUCAACGGAAGAGAAAUGUCCAAAGUGCGAACAUGACCGUGCUUACUUCAUGCAGAUACAAACACGAUCGGCAGACGAACCGAUGACGAUAUUUUAUAAAUGUUGUAGCCCCACGUGUGGCCAUCAGUGGAGGGAAUAAAUGGUGUUUAAGUUUCUAUGUUUCUUUUAAUGGUAAAAACAGAUUCUGUUUGAAUUCAUAUGGUUCACACAGGUCUAUAAACACAUUCUAUGGAUAUACCAAAAAUCUGGGCUGGAUUAAUGUUGUUGCCACCCAUUUGGCCAUCAGUGGAGGGAAUAAAUGGUGUUUCUAUGUUUCUUUCAAUGGUAAAAAACAGAUUUUGGUUGAAUUCGAAAAUGUGGGCCUUCACUCAAUUCUACAAAUAUACCAAAAAUCUGGGCUGGGUUGUUGCCCAUUUGGACAUCAGUGAAUAAAUGGUGUUUCUAAUUUCUAUGUUUACUGCAAUAGGCCAACACUUUAUGUUCACAGAUAAGAUUUUGUCAAUAUCUGACAAGCAGUAACAAUGGCUCAAAGCCAGAGCUUUAGUUCAUGACUUUUUAUUAAUUCUUUUGUGUUGAAUUUUUUUGACUUCUCUUGACUUUGUAUAUUCUUUAUUUGAACCUUCAAAAUUUAAACGAUUAACAACGGUCUACGGGAGUCACGAGGAUACGUUUUUAUUUGUUUAAAUGUUCUUUGUUUAUUACCAAGUGGGACGAGGAAAUCGAAUGAAACGCUGUCCCGUUUUCCCCCAGCCUACUAUAUGAUAAAACCCAUAUUUCUGCCAGCACUUUUUUAGUUGUUUUUGAAGUUUAAAUGUUUAUUACCUUAUUAUUAUUUUACAAUUGCUAUUCUUUUCUAUUUUCAG